Molecule: messenger RNA, 1957 nt
Organism: Glossina fuscipes
Lineage: Eukaryota; Metazoa; Arthropoda; Insecta; Diptera; Glossinidae
Exons: 4
Coding region: 717-1778 (353 amino acids)
Source: RefSeq, a predicted model, not a curated record
AUUAAAAGAAUAUGUUGUAAAUUUACUCGAACAUGAUACAAUUUGAAACUUAGAUUGAAACAGUUUUUAAAGAAAUGAACUUGUUGUGAAAAAUUGAAAUUAAAACUUUCCUAUUUGAAAAAAAAGAAUUGAAUAAAAAAUCAAGGAAUCCUUGACCUGUGAACUUGUCUCUCUAUUGUUAUGCUGCGCUGGUGUUUCCUUUUUAACUCUAUUGUGCUAAAGUUUAAUACAACAAGGCCGAUUUUUGGCAAAAAAUCGUUAGAAAAAUAAUACAGAAACAGAACAUGAACACGUAUAACGAAAGGAAAUUGUAUCAGUUCCUUAUUGUUUAGUUAAAUGUCUAAAAAAUAUUACAUAAAUUAUUCUAACAAAUGCCAUCAAACAGUGAUUGUUUGGAUUCUUUUUGUUCGCACGUUACAAAAGACGCCAUUGUUUAAAUGUUCCACAAUACAUUUAUACGCAGAUAUAUGUUCACCCAAUCAUAUAUAUACACAACCAUAUGUACAUACAGAAAUCCUCUCAUAAGUAAGACAAUAUAUACCACACAGCCGAACUAAUAGAGCUUACAAUUUAUACAUGUUUGUUAAAGUAUAAUAACAAAGUGUAUAUAUAGUGUGCAGGCGAAUAUAUGUGUACAUAUAUAUAUAUAUGUGCACAUGGAUUUAGAUACAUAAAUAACAUCAGUUUGCUAGCACUGUAUAGAAUCAGAAGUGAUUAUGGGUUCCUGUUUGGGACGUUCAUCCCACAGCAAGAGUUCAAGCAAUAAUUCCCUAGUAUCCUCUUGUCUCGGACACCAUGCAACAGAUGAUCAAGAAAGAGAUUUAAUGUCAAAUCUUAAUGAACACUACAAACGAGAUAAUUUUAUAUAUCGCAUCAUGAAUUUUAAACGAAAGAAAAAAUCUUCACACUUUCUGGAGAAAUUCUGGCAAUAUCAGGAUACAAGCUAUGCCAAGUUAAGCAGCGGUCCGCAAGCCGAAAGCAUUUCCGACAUCCAACUGCAAAAUUUAGAUGUUACAAAUCUUUUGCUCAAUGCUGCCCACAGCCAAAAAGAAUCGUCGAUCAAUAAUAUUGCGAGUCGCGUGCCCAGUUCAAGGGGUAGUUCUUCGUUGGAUUUGGAAUGGGAACACGAAUAUUCCCAAAUCCGUCAAUACCCUCAAUUGCUUCGAAAUUCAAAGUACGUAUGUUUGCAGCAACAACAUCAAAUGAACCAUGAAAUGUUAACACAAAUUUUGCAAACUGAGACAUCGGCUGACGAAUCUUCUUGGCAGUAUAACAAUAUUCAUGAAGAUGGGCAACUCCAUUCUAUGGCUUCAAUGCCUUCCUUGGGCCUACAUAAUGACUCUCUACAAAUGCCAAAUAAUUUAGAAAAUUUUAAAGAAUGUUCAAAUGAAAAGCGUCCGUUAAUACGCACUCGAAGUCGUUCACAGCGUUUGGGUUCCAUAACACGCAAUUCCUCACACAAUUCUUGGUCUCAUAUAUCAACACCUGAAUCUCUCGAAUGGGAUAUUGAUGAGGAACAACAAAAUCAACUAUAUGUAGAAGACGAUAACUUAGAUCACGAAACCUUAAAGUUAUUACAUCAAAUAGAACAAUUGAAGAACCGAGUUCUCUAUGAGACCGGCGAAGGUUUAUUUGUGGACUUUGAAGACCGCGCGAAAACGUUCGAUAAUGAUAACGAUUUAUCACGUAAAACUUUCCACACCAUGUUCGAAGGAGCGGCUAAGCACACAUGCUUUCAAUUGGCUGAAAGCGAUGGUGAAAAUGCGAAUUUUAGUUGAUUUUUUUUGGAAAACAUACUAUAAAUUUUAAGGAAUUGAAAUUGUAACGAAGGAUAGGCCUGAGUUUAGGGAUUUAAUAAAAAAAAUCAAUAUAAUUGUUAUAAUGUAUUAACAAACAAGUGCCUAGAUAGUUAAAAAAGAUAAACUUAGAACCAAAGCAUAAUGAAAUUUUAAUGUAU